AUGCUCAACAUCGCACAUCUCGCACCGGAACCGCAGAUUUCCACUCCCAAACAGACGCUGAAACCUGCCGGGGUGGUCGCACUCGUGGUUUUCUUGAAGCUCAGCAUGCGCAAGACGAAUGCGACGAUUGCGUUCAGCUCGAGGAAGGAUCACUUCGGCGUCGCGGUCGACGACCUCUUCCGCCCGCUCGAUCAUUCGGCCUUCGUCUGCCACAGCACAACGACAGUUCUUCCAUCGUACGCCACAGACGUAGCAGAACUCAGUCUUGCAGCGGCAUCUGGUGGAAAUAUGGUCAGCCGAGACGUGUCAAGCGAGAACAGUUGGUGGAAUCUUCUCAGUGUUCAUCAGAAGUGA
This is a messenger RNA of Cercospora beticola, 354 nucleotides long. RefSeq lists its product as uncharacterized. The record is from RefSeq and is a predicted model, not a curated record. Lineage: Eukaryota; Fungi; Ascomycota; Dothideomycetes; Mycosphaerellales; Mycosphaerellaceae.